AUGGCGACCUCACAACCAUUAUCAACUGAAGAAAAUUUAUCCCAUCCUCCCCCAAUUUUUCCACAUCAAAUUAAUACAAAACAGGCCGUAAUUUAUAACAAGUCGGGUACAAAGUGUAUGAAUAUAGUAAAAGAACCUACCGGAACAGCGAUGUCUCCGACCUCUCCUUCCUCGAGAGAUCCUGGUGAACUUACUUCCUCUCAUAAUCCCCAGAAUAACAAUAAUGGUACUUCUAAAAAGAAGAAGAAAAAGAAGGGUAAAAGAAAGCCUCCCCCGGAUCACAUUGAAGAUCCUGAUAUUGUUAAUGGAACUCAUACUCCACAUACGAAGUCUAAUGUAAUUGAUUUAAGCAGUGGUGAAGAACUGGUAGAAGUAGAUCUUGAAGAUGAAGAAGAAUUCUUCUCUGAUGAUGAUGGUUAUGAUCCUGAAGCUCCAGAGAUACCAUUUACUCAUAUUCACAAUCAUUCUCAUCCUCAUCAUAAUCAUAAAACUCGUAAAGAUGGUAUCUGGAAUACCAAUAACAAUGAAGAGAGGCAACGUAUAAGGGAAUUUUGGUUACAAUUAGGCGAAGAAGAAAGAAGAAGUUUAGUAAAGGUCGAAAAAGAGGCUGUACUUAAAAAAAUGAAAGAACAACAAAAACAUUCGUGUUCUUGUUCUGUAUGUGGGAGAAAAAGGACCGCUAUUGAGGAAGAAUUGGAAACUCUCUAUGAUGCUUAUUAUGAAGAACUCGAAUUAUAUGCUAAUCAACAGCAACAAUUUGGUUCUUCAAAUAUUGACGAACCGGGUAGCGAUACUCGAAAAGAAAUUUUUAAUUUUGGUAAUAGUUUAACUGUAAAAGGGGGUAUUUUGACUGUAGCUGAUGAUCUUUUAAAAAAUGAUGGUAAGAAGUUUCUUGAAAUGAUGGAACGACUUGCCGAACGUCGAAUGCAACGAGAAGAAGAAGCUGCAAUGGAACAACCUGAUGAAUAUGACGAUGAUGAUGAAUACGAAGAUGAAUAUGAAGAAGACGGUGAAGAAGAUGCACAAACUGAAGAACAACGAAUGGAAGAGGGUCGGCGGAUGUUUCAAAUAUUUGCUGCCCGCAUGUUUGAACAGCGAGUUCUUAAUGCUUAUCGAGAAAAGGUUGCUCAAGAGAGGCAACAAAAAUUAUUGGAAGAACUAGAGGAAGAAAAUCGAUUAAAAGAAGAGCGUGAAUUAAAAAAACUAAAGGAAAAGGAGAAGAAGAAAGCAAAAUCUAGGGCCAUAAAACAACAAAAGGAGGAGGAACGAGCAAGAAAAGAGGCAGAAAGACUUGCUGAGGAGCAAGCUUUACGUGCUGAACGUGAAAAAAAAGCUGAAGAAGAACGUAAAAAACGUGAAGAAGAACGUCUUCGAAAAGAGGCUGAACGAAGAGCAAGGGAGGAAGAACGUCUAAAAAAAGAAGAAGAAAAGAGAAGGAAGGCAAAAGAAGAAAAAGAGAGAGAAGAGCGUAGAAGGAAAGAACAGGAAGCAAAAGAACGUAAAGAGCGGGAGGAAAGAGAACGUAAAGAACGAGAAGAAAAAUUAAGAAAAGAAAAGGAAGAAAAAGAGCGUAGGCAACGUGAAGAACGUGAGCGAAAAGAACGUGAAGCAAAAGAUAGAAAAGAACGUGAAGCAAAGGAACGAAAAGAAAAGGAGGAACAAGAACGCAAAGAACGUGAACAUAAGGAACGUGAAGAAAAAGUACGAAAGGAAAAAGAAGAAAGAGAACGAAAAGAACGUGAAGAAAAAGAACGAAAAGAAAAAGAAGAAAAAGAUAAGCAACGAACUUCUAUUUUGAAUAAUCCUGUACGGCAACAACAUAUUGAACGAAAAAGAACUAUUCCACCUAUUGGGCAUCCUUCUGUGUUGCCACGAUGCCUAAUGGUGGAACGAUAA
Messenger RNA from Diversispora eburnea, 1896 nucleotides. Lineage: Eukaryota; Fungi; Glomeromycota; Glomeromycetes; Diversisporales; Diversisporaceae. The record is from the annotation of a GenBank genome assembly.